This is a messenger RNA of Dipodomys spectabilis (banner-tailed kangaroo rat), 1729 nucleotides long. RefSeq names its product transmembrane protein 45A-like. Bases 399 to 1244 code for a protein of 281 amino acids. The transcript has 7 exons. Lineage: Eukaryota; Metazoa; Chordata; Mammalia; Rodentia; Heteromyidae. The record is from RefSeq and is a predicted model, not a curated record.
CCUAGGUUACCAUGUUCCUCCCGUAGAUAUGGUCAUUUUCAGUAUUUAACAAUGCAACAACAGCUAGAUAAGACAGAGUAAGAUUAUUACUGUAGAUGGUAUGGAGAUUGCAGACACUGGCAUGAGUACAACGCCCAGAGAGAAAUGUGAGGGAGGAGGCAAGUGACUUUUCCAGGCCCUGGCAACACUGGUGCUUGUAAACUGAAGGCGAGAUCAGUAAGCAGCACCUGUGCUUAGCAGCGCCUCUGCUGUACUUGUGACCAGAGGAGAACUUGUGUAAAGAUAAAACCUGGAAAAGCCUAACACUAAGAAGAAAGAUAAAAACUGGACCUUAGCUGAUUUUUCUUAUCCCUGACACUUCAGCCUUAAAGUGUUUUGAGCUACUGAAGCUAAUCAAAAUGAAUAAUUCAGAACAUACAAUUGGAGUGAAUUCCCCAAAGGUCAAGGGUAAUUUUGCAGGUCAUGCUCUCCCUGGAGCAAUCAUUUUUACCCUGGGUUUUUGGUGGUAUAUAAAGAUUCUUUUGAUGUAUGUAUACAAAAAGCAAACACGGACCUACUACAUUCAUUCUAAAGCAUUCUUCCAGAGAGCAGAAAUUUUGGAAGGAAUUAUAAGCCUGUGUAUUAUCUUAACUGGUGUAAUUGUUCUACAGAUCAAGGCUGUAAAUGAAGACCAGUGGCUCCGGUUCCUGCGCUUUCAUCAUUUAACUAUCUAUCUCUUCCUUGCUUUGUGGGCAGUGACCAACAUCUUAUGCUUCAGCACCAGGUCAAUUCCAGUCUCCUUAACCAAAUUAAUGUUGACAAAUGCCUUUCUUGUGACUGCUUUUAUCUUCUACAACCACAAUAAUGGCCGAAAAAUGGUGGACAGCCUUUUGCAUCAGCUGCAAAGCGUGGCUACCUUUUUGGCAGGCUUGGUUUCUUUCAUAGAGCUCCUUAUUAGGAAAAAUAUAAUGCUGAAGAUUCUGCGGUCAAGUUUUGUCCUACUGCAGGGAAGCUGGCUGUUCCAGGUGGGUUUUGUUCUGUAUCCUCCCACCGGAGGUCCUGCAUGGGAUCUGAAUGAUCAUAGCAAUAGCACGUUUCUUCUUAUGUGCUUUUGCUGGCAUUAUGCAUUUGCCUAUGUCGUCAUGGGAGUUGUUUAUGUAGCUGUCACCUGGCUGGCUAAAUGGAGUAUUAGGAAUCCCUGUACCUCAGAAUUUGGGCUUCUGAAAAAUGCUGAAAGAGAUAAAGAAUCAGAAGAGGAGAUGUGAUUUCCAUGGUCAGUCAGUAUCUCUACAAUAACCUUUUCUUUAUAGCAUUGCUCUUACUUAAGACUUUGUCUGCUGACCUUUUUUUGGAAAACUGGCUGAAGUUGACUUUGUACUGUUUGUAUUUGCACUCUAUUUUAAACAAUUUGCUUUUCUUUCUUUCUUGUUAGGUUUUGAACACAGGGUCCUGUGUUUUCUCAGUUUGCUUAUUGGGCUGGUGCUCUACCCCUUGAACCACACUUGUAGCCUGGCUUUUUGGUUGUUAUUUUGGAGGUUAUAGAUAGAAACUAUGUUAAUUUCAAUGUUUUAAUUUUUAGUUUUGGAAAUAUUUAGGAUGACAAAGAUCAUUUUGCAUAUUGUGCACAUUGUAUUCUUCAUUGGAUUUUGAAAGAACAUUGUAUAGUUUUGUGCAAGGGACCUCAGCUUGUUUUCACUUGUAACUCAUUGAAUAUAGAUGUGUACUGUUUAGCUUGUUACCACCUGGGAAA